AUGACCUCUCGUGGGAAGAACGUAAAGAUUCAAACACUCGCCACGGAGAGUGAGAUCUUUGUAUAUGACAGAAGAUACGUCAGCGAACAAGACAAUGUUGAGCCCCCGAGGUUUCCCUCCCCCCAGCCUCUCGCGCUCGACAACCCACCCGAUACCCUGACGGACCAAAACGACCUACAAGCCUGGAGGAAUCUAUAUCUGGCUAGGAAAACAUGGGCCUGGAGUUUGGCGGAGGGCUGCGAAUCGGCGGACAAGACCACCCAUGAGCACAAUGAGCGAACAGACAUCGUAAAUCGUGCUGCGGGUGUAGCUCUUGAGAACCUCAAAACACAUGUGGGGAGCUUGGAACAUAGGUUUCAGGAAGCGCAAACCUGGGUAAAUGAAAUGGUGAAAGAGCAACGGACGGCCCUUGAAGGAUGGAAGAGAGCUCUUGCUACCCUUGAAAGCGUGCCAGCUCGGAAGGACUUCUCCUUCCUAGGCCGCCCAUCAACACCGAAGAAAGAUGCAGACCGAACAACAGGGGCCCUGGUUGACUACGUGGAUACAGGGGAAGUCAAUAAAGCUGGGCCAGAAGCUUCCGCGGCAUCGUCGCGGUUCAUUCACGAGUUCGAGGAUAUCGAGAAAACUGUCGGAAGCAUUGCUACAGACACUCAACGUCUGCUUGAUGACGUUUCCCCCUCAAGUAACAACAGUGUCGAUGGUCUGCUCCAAGAAGUGGAGACAAUAUCUAGGAAGAUCCAAUCCGACUAUGAGCAUGUUUUGGCGCUGCCGAAUAAUCAAAAGACACUAGCCAAUAUCUCUAGACUCGCCCUUAGCCACACGCAGGAUCUUUUACCAUCGUUAUUGGAAAUUGGAGCUGAAAUCCAAGGGGGUCUAUCAGAAGCCUUUGGACGAUAUAACGCCGCAACCAAAGCCGCCCUGAACCACAUGCGACUGAUAUCCUCUAUUGAAUCACGCUUAGCUGACGUACAAGCCCGAAUUAUUAACCUUAAUUUUCAAAGCGACGCCUUUGAUGUACUUUACUCUGUUUUUCACAUGCCUUUGGUUUACGGGUCUGUUCUGAUCGAGUCUGUAAGGCGCCGUGAGUUCAGUGCUAAGAUGAAAAGUGACUCCUUGACACUAGCAGAGGAAAUGUCAGUGUUCCAGGACGAAGAACAGCGUCGGAGAAAGAAAUGGAUGAAAAACAUGGGAGAUUUCGUUUCUAUCACUGAUGCUACAACGCCGGGAAUCGAAGUUAACUUACGUGGCCAGGAGUAUGAAUGGCCCUUGGUUAAUCGAAAAGAGAUUGAGUCCUAUAUUGAGGAUUUAAAAUUAAAGCCUGGCAUGUCCAGUAUUUGCCAGGAGCUUACGCAACUCUUCAAAGAGCUUGAUGCACCUACACGACUACAACGUCGCAGAGCAAAAGCGUUCAAGCAAGGAAGCAUCUUUGAUUUGAGCCGAAGUUCUCUCUUACUUCAUAGUGAUGAAAUGGUGCGAAGCCUGAGAGAUGAGAAGGUGAAGCUUGAGGAGAAACUUAGAGGCUCAGAGAGCCGAAUUCGGAAGCUGGAAGAUCUCCUACAUCGUCAUAGUCAUAUGAGCCGCCCAUCAAGUGGGAACUUUUCUCUUGAGUUCCCUAGUUCUCCGGCGUCCCCUCACCCAGAUACUCUAUCGAGAAGAUCAUCGGUAUCGUCAAGGCGGAUGUCUUCGAAUCAAACAUCAGAGGAAAAGGCACUCGUGAAUCGUAUCGUUCAUCUUGAGGCUGAGCUUACGGCGGAACGGGAAAUAGUACAACGGCUUCAAAAAGAAGCACAUGUUGAGCGGCAGUCUAAUACAGAUAAAAUGCAAGAAGCUCAGUCUACAAAGAAUGAUCUUAUCGGAAAUCUUGAAGCUCGACAACGCGAGUUCGAUGAUGAACGGCGAUACCUGGAGAGCGAAGUGAAGCGGUUCAAAAUCCGUACCGAAGAGCUCGAAGAGGAACUAGAUAGAAUCACGGACAGUCGUGAGCACGAGAAACAAGAUGCUGAGGAGCGAAUGCAUCAGCUUGAGGCAGAGCUACAAGAGGCCCACACGCAUGCGGAUGAAGCGAAGCAAAAGGCCACCGGCCUUUUUGAGCAGAUACAGUCCCGGAAAGAGGCAGAGGAUGCGUUUCGCUCCCGUAUUGAUGAACUGGAAAAGCAGGGGCUUGAACAAGCACAGAAGGACCAGGAGCUUCUUAGUACUCUACAGGCUGCUUUCAUGAACCUAUCCCCAGGAGGUCCAGCCCCCGACGAGAUUCCCGCCAUCAUCAAGGCAAUUGACAUACUUUCUGAAGGCCUAACUAUUCACACUAAGAAUGCAGAGGAAAAUGCGGCGAAGGCGGCAGCUGAAAACAAAACGCUCACGGAGACACUAGAGAAGAUGGAGUCGGAUGCUGAAGAUUUAAGAAAGCUCUCAGACACGUAUAAAUCGGAGUUGUCCCAAGCCCAAGCUCAGCUUGAGCAAGAAAAAUCGAAAUUCGCGUCUGUGGAGUCUGAACUGAAUGAGGAACGAUCUAAACUGCUUGAUUUGCAAUCCAAGCUCGCUGCCGGUGAAACGGGCUCCGAUGCUCUUCGAGAGCGUGUUUCAGAAGAAGAGCAAAAACUGACCAAAAUGUCUCACCAGUUGGCUGAACUCCAGACGCGAGCGCGCCAAUCUGAGGAGGAAGUUCUUGCAUGGAGAAAGCGAGUCGAAUCUGUAACUGAUUCGGAACAACAGGCCGCAGCUAGGAUUGGGUUAUGCGCUACACGGUCCGAAGAACUCUCAAAACAACUCUUUGGCCAGGUUGAAAAAUUGGAACGCAUGUUGGAGCAACUUGGCUUUACCAUCUUACGGCAAGAUGGUGAGAUCGUUGUCCAGAGAUCUUCUAAGAUCAAUGCCCUCUCUGCUACUGGCGAGACUCUUACCCAGUCAGGUGUGGUGUCAGUUAAACCAGACGCUAGACUUCUCACCUGGAUGCAAUCUGCUAGUGCCGAGGAAGAAAAGAAUAGGUUCACGGCCUUUAUGGAAUCAUUGCAUCAAUUCAACGUUGACAUUUUCGGCGAUGCAGUGGUUAAGCGGGUGAAAGACAUCGAAGUUCUUGCUCGCAAAUGGCAAAAGGAAGCGCGGGGAUACCGAGAUAAAUACCACCGAAUGCAAAGUGAAGCCCAUGAUAAGAUUGCCUAUCGAUCCUUCAAGGAAGGCGAUCUGGCCUUGUUCCUACCAACCCGAAACCAGGCUAUUCGGUCUUGGGCGGCUUUCAAUGUUGGGGCACCGCACUACUUCCUCCGCGAACAGGACGUCCAUAAACUCCAAACACGGGACUGGCUCCUUGCCCGUAUCACCAAGAUCGAAGAGAGAGUGGUAGAUCUAUCGAAGUCAAUAAAUGGAGCUAACCCCGAUCGCCGAUCCAUUGGCGAGGUCAGCGAUGGUGCCUCCAUGGACGACGAAAACCCCUUCGAGUUGUCUGAUGGGCUGCGCUGGUAUCUCCUAGAUGCAACGGAAGAAAAGCCUGGCGCUCCUGCAACGCCAGGACUCGGAAAGAGCACUGUUGCCCCUGCCCACGUCGACGCACGAGGCAGUAUCCGGCUAAAGCGCACUCCAGCCGGGGGCAACGUUACCAAAACCUUAACCAAGAGCCUUGACAGUCGUCGAAAUAGCUCAGCCUCCAACAAAAAAGGGCCCACGCCGCUCACGCACCGAACAAACGAAUCGACAUCGGAACUUGCACGUCCAGUUGAGGCGGACGCUGCUUCUGCUACCUCGCACCCACGAGAUGCAGCCCCUAUCUUCGACGAGGUUCGCCGCGACCUACUCCAGGGUCCGUGA
Messenger RNA from Aspergillus ochraceoroseus IBT 24754, 3801 nucleotides. It is a transcript of the gene atg11, whose product is annotated as autophagy protein ATG11. Bases 1 to 3801 code for a protein of 1266 amino acids. The record is from RefSeq and is a predicted model, not a curated record. Gene Ontology annotation, cellular component: Atg1/ULK1 kinase complex; phagophore assembly site membrane; extrinsic component of membrane. The transcript is spliced from 2 exons. Gene Ontology annotation, molecular function: protein kinase binding; molecular adaptor activity. Gene Ontology annotation, biological process: autophagy of peroxisome; reticulophagy; positive regulation of protein phosphorylation. NCBI's taxonomy places the organism in Eukaryota, Fungi, Ascomycota, Eurotiomycetes, Eurotiales, Aspergillaceae.